AAGGGGGAAGGCACAAAGAAAUUUGCUGCUUUAGUCAGAGAUGGUGCUUUAACUCACUCCAAAGAGCGAACAUAAUUCAGAUGGAUUCAAAAGCACAUCCCGGUCAAUAGCUUGUUACUUAUUCAUCUCGAAAAGCGGAGUUGAAUUCUAUUUUGAUGUGGAAGUUUUUUGUCAGCUGCCUGCUAGUUAGCUAGCAAUCUGACUUUAACGCGACGAGUUUGCCUCAGUUCCUUUCUGGUCGUAUACGCUACCUUGGCCAACUUACUAACUACUUAAUUUGUACUGGAUUUCCUGGAGAAAUGAACACCCAAUUCCACACGACAGAGUUUCCCAGAAAGCAUUGCGGAUGUCAAGGUCACAAUGAUGGAGCAGAGUAGAGAGGCACUUUGAUCUGUGGCUGAUGCCAUCAGAGGGAUUGUCUGGUUUUUAAGUCUGGCAGUGGAUCGUGGCAGAUUUGGCACAGGCCUGAGGGUAUGUUGAGACGUCUAGCAGGACCAGAGAAGAGGCGUCUAGGUGGUUCGGACGGGGACUGAAGGUGAGGAGGAAAGACAGACGAGGGACCAGGGAGGAAGACAUGGGUCAGUGUGUCACCAAGUGUAAGAAUCCAACGUCCUCACUCGGCAGUAAGAGUGGAGACAAGGAGAGCGGCUCCAAGUCCCACCACAAGAAAGGAGGCAGCGGUGGGGGCCACAAAGACGAGCCCAGCGCCCCGUGUAGCAAAACCACCAGCGAGCUGUCGAAUGGCACCAAGGCCUUGGAGGUUACAGUGGAGACACCCGUCAUCCCCGCAGCGAUGGGAGAACCGCGCAAGGACGAGAAUCUGGAUGGAGAUGGGCUGUCGUUGCUGCGCAUUGAGGAGCUGUUCUGCUGCUACAAGGAUGAACAGGAAGAUGCCAUCCUGGAGGAGGGCAUGGAGAUGUUUUGCAAUGACCUGUGUGUGGACCCAGCAGAGUUUCGGGUGCUUGUUCUUGCCUGGAAGUUUCAAGCAGCCACCAUGUGCAAAUUUACAAGGAAGGAGUUUGUUGAAGGCUGCAAGGCCAUCCAGGCAGACAGCCUCGAGGGUAUCUGCUCACGUUUCCCUGCCAUGCUGCUGGACGCCCAAGGUGAGGAGAACUUCAAGGACCUCUACCGCUUCACCUUCCAGUUUGGCCUGGAUGCUGAGGAAGGCCAGCGCUCACUGCAGCGCGAAAUCGCCAUCGCCCUGUGGCGCCUGGUGUUCACCCAGGACUCGCCUGCCAUCCUCGAUCAUUGGCUGGAAUUCCUAGCAGAGAACCCCUCAAGUAUUCGGGGCAUCUCAAGGGACACGUGGAACAUGUUCCUCAACUUCACCCAGGCUAUCGGGCCCGACCUGAGCAACUACAGCGAGGACGAGGCCUGGCCCAGCCUCUUUGACACCUUUGUGGAGUGGGAGUUGGAGCGCAGGAAAAAAGAGGAGGAACAGGCACUGAUGGCGAAGGAGGAAGAGGGGACGUGUACUGAGACAGAGUGUUCUCCCACCACAGAUAGACUUGAAACAGAGGGAAGCCGCGGCUCACAGACGUGGGGGGGCCACUGACCAGGAAUCAAGAAAUAUUUGUAAGGGAGAGAAGGAUGUGAUCUACAUCUGAACUGUACAUCUGUGAAUCAUUGGAUGAAUAUUAGUAUUAUCAUUACAGCUGUUCAUUUUGCUCUCCUUUUCUGUUGGGGUGGGAUUCCUGCUUUGCACCCUCAUUUUUUUGGUUUUCGAAAGGGCUCUAUGAACUGUUAUGUUUUAAGCACUUCUAUUUAAGUUAUUGUUUUACUUUUUUUCCCUGCUCCCAUGUGUGUUUUUAGUAAUUGGACAUGUGGUCCAUUUUAACCCCCACCUACCUACCAUAGCCCAGCAGAGUUAGAUCAGUAAAAGCUUGGUUUUAAAAAACAGGCAACAGAAAGCCAUAACCUUUUCCCACAAUUAUCAUAUAGACAGUUCAUUUUGACCUGGUAACACUGCUGAUGUUUUGUGUAAGGAAAUAGUUAUUAAUAAAGAAGAAGGGAAAUUUGGCAACAUGUCCACAAAAAAUUUCUUAUCAUCAAAACAUGAGAUUUACAAUAAGGGUCAGUGAAAUCAUCUUGAUCGGACUAAUCUAGUUAGGUCGUAUGCUUUUAUCUUGCAGUGCUGGGAGGAUGAAUCAGUUGCACUUGUGUUGCCCUCACAACUGUGGGCCUGCAAUUUACACGGCAAACAGUAACGGAUUACAAUUCUGUCACAAGGGCAUUUUGUUUUUUAAAGAUAAUACAAAGUUGUAAUAUCCAUUUUAAAACCCCCAAGUUGGUUUCCAUGGUAACAUACCCACCCUCUCUUCUGUGUUGAGUGUUUUUGAGUGCUGCUAGUGCAGUGAGCGGCUUAGCUUGUUUAAGCAGCUGGCUGUGCUUCCCUUUUUGACACCGAGCAUCCACCUAUCAUUUUGAUGUCCACCUAUUUUCAAGAAGCAGUUAAGUGUGUACAACACAAUGAUGCUGGCUUUCUUUCUCAAGAUGCCUCGUUGAUCUCAUUUUAGGAAGUCUGUGACACAACAAAUCGGCUACAUCAAGGUCUUGGUCAUUUCUCAAUCAGCGAUGCCUAAACCUGCGUUACAUUCAGGACCGUUACACUGGGCGCUUCAUAAAGCUUAUAUUGUUUACCUGCAGGGUUUUUAAGAGUCUUCACAUCCUUGAACUGCUAUCAAAAAAAAAAAUGUGUGCGCACUUCACAAAUAAUGUCGAGUGCUGCUGGUGAUGGUUGUAAUGGAUUGCACAAGAACCAAUGGCAUGCUUAGUCGCUAUACUUGCAACGCUUUGCAGAGAGAUUGAUGUCAACCACAUUUUUUUCUCCCAUUUUUUUUUCUCCAAGCUGUAGAUUGAUCUUAAGUAUAGCCCAGGGUGUUUUUGGGAUGAGUGAAUGAGCGUUAACUAGACUGGCUAAUCAAGAGUCUGUGGUAUGGGUCCAGUGUGGUAAGAGGGUGGCCAUAACCUGAUCUGUUUGGUUUACAUCUAUAAUGAUUUUAUUUCAGACCCCCUUUUUUCCUUUUUUUUUAUAUAAAAUGUAUUGAUUUAUAAUAAAUAAAAACAGUGUUGAACUUUUGACUGUUGACCAUG
Epinephelus moara (kelp grouper) is the source of this 3093-nucleotide messenger RNA. RefSeq names its product defective in cullin neddylation 1 domain containing 3 (gene dcun1d3). The record is from RefSeq and is a predicted model, not a curated record. Lineage: Eukaryota; Metazoa; Chordata; Actinopteri; Perciformes; Serranidae. The coding region runs from base 575 to 1555 and encodes 326 amino acids. The transcript has 5 exons. Gene Ontology annotation, biological process: positive regulation of ubiquitin-protein transferase activity; protein neddylation. Gene Ontology annotation, cellular component: ubiquitin ligase complex. Gene Ontology annotation, molecular function: ubiquitin-like protein binding; ubiquitin conjugating enzyme binding; cullin family protein binding.